Bolinopsis microptera is the source of this 1446-nucleotide messenger RNA. RefSeq lists its product as uncharacterized. NCBI's taxonomy places the organism in Eukaryota, Metazoa, Ctenophora, Tentaculata, Lobata, Bolinopsidae. The record is from RefSeq and is a predicted model, not a curated record. The transcript is spliced from 8 exons. The coding region runs from base 78 to 1220 and encodes 380 amino acids. Gene Ontology annotation, biological process: G protein-coupled receptor signaling pathway. Gene Ontology annotation, cellular component: membrane. Gene Ontology annotation, molecular function: G protein-coupled receptor activity.
AGAUACAUUUAGCAGGAAGGCAGCAAUGUGCUGGAUGCAAGGAAAAUCUGCAGAAGCUAAAUCCCACUGAAUUAUCCAUGGACGCCUAUGGAAUGAAUAGGAUAUUGAUUGUUAGCUGGUUCAUUGCAGUGUUCUUAGCAAAUAUCACAGUCUUUGCAGUGCUCAUGUACAAAGUUCAGUUUAAGAAAAAGUCGAGGUGCUUGGUGCUUCUCUCCUCACUUUACUACAUGAUUUACUCGCUCGCAAUAGCCGUCUUCUCCUUUACAACAGGCGCACAGUCUUUUCAAGAUGUCUACUGUUCUGCCUUCAUGGGGUCUCUCUGUCUUUCUAUUAUUUUGGGGAAUGUCUUCUGCGUGUUAGGUGUGACGGUUGAAAGAUUUGUAUAUAUAGUUUACGCAUUGCAGUACAAACGCAUCAUUAAUUCUACAAGGAUUAUGGGAUUCACAAUAGUGAUAUUUCUGAUAACUAUGUGCUAUAUAGUGGCAGCAACAGUUGGUGCACUAAAAUUUCAAAGAGUAACGUUCACUAAAAAUAAAACAGUGAUCUGCACUGUGGACGAAACAUCAGUGACUACUCGGAUUGUAUCCUACAUAUCACUGCUAGUCUACCUGAUAGCCUUCUCCUUAGUACCUGCUUUGUGGCUCAGAAUACACUUCCUCCGGAACAACAUUAAGAAGAUAUGUUCCUUACAGAACAAGCAUCAGAAGCAGCUUCAACUCAGACACGAGAGGUUAAAAGCAGAAAGCCAGUUUCAGCAUAAAGCGACAAUGUCCCCGCGGGCCAUGUUAGCCAGCAAAGUGGGACUCGGUAGGCUGAAGAAUGGCAUAGAUUAUCAAAAAUCUCCGGACAUCCAGCGGUGCGAUAAAACCCCCGCUCCUAGGAGAUCUGGAAGAACUGCUUCGAAAGUAAAAAGACCAAAAACAGGCUCCCAAGCUUCCUUUUUGUCAUCCACUAAAUCCUCUAAGCACACUAUCAAGAUAUUUCUUGUGUCUUUUGUUGUAUUAAAGAUUCAAUAUGUGUGCUUUUUCCCUCCCUUUAUAAAGAUAAUUGCGGAUAGUGAUAACCUCCCACUAGUAAUGAUCGUGAGCUUCGCUGAUGCUUUGUUUGGAUGUUUAAUACUGGUGGCAGCCGAUGUGGAACUAAAGCAGAUAUUUUUCAAAUUUAUCAGAAUUCUUUGCAUUGAGAAACGGUCAGGCGGUCUUAUGCGCGGUAGUCGUUAAACUAAUUAAUAAAACUUGUAAUAACAUUUCAGAUAAUAUGGGAAUUCAUGGGAUCAUGAACAAUAAGAUCGAUACAAAACUUUUUUAAUAUUCAGAUACGAAAGGUUGAAUGUUUUUAUUUAUUUUAAUUUAUUGAUUUUUAUAAAACUUGAGGCAAUUCUGGAGAAUUUGAACAUUUGGCAUUUUGACAAUUGAUGAUUGACUUGAUAAAUGGGUUGUGAAGUUG